AGAGGUAUGAUCAAGUAGCUAGCAUGAAUUUUGAGAGAAUUCCAGUUGAUGAUUACAUUCUGAAGUAUCAUACUUUAAAGAGAGGUAUUGAGAACUUGAGAAGAAACUUACAAGCAACAAUGGUGGUAUUAGAUGACAAGUCCAAUCUCGAAGAAUUACAAAGGCAGACUAAGGAACAAAGUAAAAUGAAACGCUUGAAGAGUCACGUGACAGAGGAUGAAAUGUUGUUAAACAUAAGGGCAGAAGCCAUACUAUCAAGACUACUGAAAGAGAAUCUGUUUUCUCGAGAAUUGGAAUAUGAACAACUACAAGCUGAUUUUGCAAGGUCUAUAAGAGCUCGUGAUGUCCUGCAAAAUGCUAAUCAGAGACUUCAGGAUGAGGUUUCUUGUCUUUCCCACAAGAUGAAGGAUUUGGAGCUUCAGAUACUAAAGAAAGAUGAGACAAUCGCACAGCUGCAUCAGGAGAUUCAGACUUCCAUGACAGACCUAAAUGCUGUUCAAAGCAUGCUCCAAACUGUGUCCACUGAAAAUAACGAAUUGUGGGAGGAAGUGAAGAGGUUGAGAAAGACCAACAUGGUUUUGGAGAAUGAGAUUGUCAGUCUCAGGAAGAAGAUUGAGAGCCUUGAGGAAGACAUACUUCUUAAAGAGGGACAAAUUUGCAUUCUAAAAGACAGCCUGGAAAAACCAUUUGACACCCUCUACACUACAAAAGGAAUGAAAGAAUUCAUCCUCGAAUGAUCUUUAUCCAAGAAUAUUUCUGCUCUAUUUGUAGAUUGUGCGUUCUAAGGUCAACUUCUGUUAUUCUUGACAAGCUGAUCGAAUGCCCUAGUUUCGAUUACCUACUCGGUGAUAUCUCGGCCUGUUAUCUUCUAAACAACAAUUACAACAGUGAUAAUAAAUUAGUGUGUAUCAUUGUAUUAUGUUACUCUUUUUCUUUGCUCUUUGUACUUCAUAUGCUUUCUUGGUCGUGUACAGAGACGACUGACUUCUGAAACGGUCACUGUUGAAAAGGAAACCAUAGAAAGGUACAAAUAAAAUGUUUUUUCUUUGGUUAAAA
Messenger RNA from Zingiber officinale, 1056 nucleotides. Its product is annotated as spindle pole body component 110-like. The coding region runs from base 24 to 737 and encodes 237 amino acids. The transcript is spliced from 4 exons. Lineage: Eukaryota; Viridiplantae; Streptophyta; Magnoliopsida; Zingiberales; Zingiberaceae. The record is from RefSeq and is a predicted model, not a curated record.